UUCCCCAGCCAUCAGCCACACACAACCCUCCCUCCCUCAAAAAACGUCAUCUUCUCCUUCUGUGUUCUCCUCUUCGUCUCCUAUCCUCCCCUCGAAAAGAAAAAUAUUCAAAAAAAGAAGGGAAAAAUCGACUCCUCAGAAGAAUUUUUGAAGCUCUUGCUUUUAUCAGCUUGAGCUUCUUCUUGGAGAUCAGAGAGAGAGUGAGAGAGAGAUAAUAUGACAGCUUUUCUAAGCCAAAGCCUUGGUCUAUCUCCUACUCUCAAAGCAAUGGUCCAUCAUUAUGAAGAAACCAAGGUGGUCAUCGGCGAAAAGCAAGGGAUCACCACCAUUCUUGGAUCUGAGCCCGCAAAACCCACCUCUUCAUUGCGCCGGACUCUAUCCGCCGAUAUGUCCUCCAAGAAGUGGCUCUCCCAAAAUGGGUUGGUCUUCAAGAAUGCUCUGGCCCAUAUUGCAGACUCAUCUUCUUCCUCUGAAGAAGAUGAUGAAGAAGACUGUUAUGAGGAUAAGAGGAAGGAGAGUCGAGAUCUGGAGAAGUCGAGCCAGUUCGAUAUCUGGAGCUCGAUCAUCUCCCAGAAGCACGAAGAGCCGUCCGUGCAGGCCCCGCCGCCAUAUGUUCACCCCCUGGUGAGGCGGUCUGCCAGCUCCUUGAGCGGGAAGAGCCUUGAGAUCUGCACGGAGAGCCUUGGCUCCGAGACGGGAUCCGACAGGUUCUCCUCGUACCCGGCAUCCGAGAUGGGCAAUCUCCCAGAUGAAGACGAUAAGGAGAGUGACACGGUGCUUCAAGAUCUGGCAAAGCUUCAAUUGCCGCAGGAAGAUCAAGAUCAACAGCUCCACUUUGCAAGGUACAGCAAUUACGCGGGGUGGGGCAAGAAAAGGCAACAGCCGAAGUCUUUCCCUCCGCCGCUCCCUUCGCUCUCUCGCCCUGACGGGGCCUUGCUCCGCAUGCAAUCCCGUAGGGACAAUGGGCGCUUGGUCCUCGAGGCCAUCUCGGUCCCUUCGGAGAAGAACUUCUGCGUGCAACGCCAGGAUGGCCGCCUCAUCCUCACCUUCAACGUGAGCGGUGCUUUUGAGCGUGUCAACGACGACAAUGAAGCAGUAGGAGAAGAAGGCGAGGAGGAACAAGAGGAGGUAUUAGAACUAAACGAGGAGUUCUUGGGUUUUGGCGAGAGCGACGAGAAGGAAGAAGAAGAGGGAGAAGAUGAAGAAAUGGUAGAGGUGGAGGAGGAGGAGGAAGAAGAGGAGGAGGCCAAGAAAUUGAUAUUUGCCACUGAAGAUGCUCCACCAAAUAUAUUGGCUAGUGGGGAUGUGAAUAAUGUCCAUAAGAUUGCCAUUAUGAUGAACAAGAAGCCCAUGGAUUUAGCUAAUAGGAACCCCGCAUGGCCUAACAAGUUUAAUGAAGAAGAUGAGCCAAUCCUCCUACCGCAGUCGCUCCCACCGCUGGCUCGGGUGGCCCGAGUGAUCACUGAUCUGCCGCCACCGUCCACCGCAGCCUCCUUCAAUGCUUAUGAGUACUUUUGGCGGACCAAAUCCACGGUUGCUAGCGCCACUGCAGCUGCGGUAAUCAACCCAAUCAGUAGUGCCCAACAACAAUCCCUUGCCCUUAAUAGCUACUCUAAGAAGUACAUCGUCACAAAGAGUUUUGUUUCAAAUGAUCGGCAACAUCAAGAACAAGCAGCAGAUUUUUGGGCCUCUGGAAUUAAAAGUUGCAAGGAAAGCAGAAGGUCUCUUCUGUUCUGGGAGCCCCAUUGCAUUGCCACAUCCUGAAAAUAUGAUUUGAAUCCUUACUUUUGUUCCCCUUGGGACACUGAUUUUCCUACUUUAUUUCUCUUCUCACAUCACAACUUUGUGCAGUCAAAUAAAAGAAGAAAGGAGAGAGGGUGCUUUGGCUUUGAUUUCACGUAGAUCAGAGAGAGAUAGAGAGAAUCAUGUGUCAUCAGUUAUAAUAUAUAGCUUUUUUUUUCCUUUUAUAAUGUUAUGUCCUUGUAUUACCUAGCAGCUACAAAAGCCUAAAAACAAGAUCUCGAGAUCAAUCUUUGACUUAAAAGGAGACUUUCAUACA
Molecule: messenger RNA, 2059 nt
Organism: Syzygium oleosum
Lineage: Eukaryota; Viridiplantae; Streptophyta; Magnoliopsida; Myrtales; Myrtaceae
Product: protein FAF-like, chloroplastic
Exons: 2
Coding region: 217-1764 (515 amino acids)
Source: RefSeq, a predicted model, not a curated record